Molecule: messenger RNA, 824 nt
Organism: Larimichthys crocea (large yellow croaker)
Lineage: Eukaryota; Metazoa; Chordata; Actinopteri; Sciaenidae
Product: patatin-like phospholipase domain-containing protein 2
Exons: 5
Coding region: 161-679 (172 amino acids)
Source: RefSeq, a predicted model, not a curated record
UAUGUCUCUGUUAAUCUGAAUAUUAGACAACAUGUGAUUUGAAUAUAUUUCCCAUGCUGCACACCAAUCAACAACCUCCCUUUCCAGCAUUAUGUGGACGGCGCCGUCAGCGACAACCUGCCUCGAUGUCAUCUGAGAAACACAAUCACAUUCUCUGCGUAUGCUGGCAAUGGCUGAAAUCUGCCACAAUGGAUACAUGGAUGCUCUCCACUUCCUGCAAGACAACAAUCUGAUCAGCGGUGCGUGUCCCAUGAGAAGUCUGGAGACAGACUCACCCAAACCUGCUUGUUGUGAGCUGGUGAAGAAGUCAGCUGAAGGUGAAGCAUCCAAUGAGAGCAUAGAACACAAUGGACUGGAACCACCUCAGGAAGAGCACUGGUGGCUGGAUACACAGCUCAUAGAACACCUCCCAGUUAACAUUAAAAAGGCGUUGUGUGAGGCCUGUAGAGAGACACAUGCUGCUGGAGGUCUGUUGUCCCACAUGACGUACCUGCCAAAGAAAGUGACCUCUUACCUGCAGAUCCCCAGUAUUCUGCCCAUGGGGUCCGCCAGCUCUCUAGCUCAGAGACUCGCAAAUUGCAUCCCAGAUGUACCAAGGGACAUGAGCCGGCUCUAUGGCAUGGCUGUAGACAUAUACAAACAAGCUUGGAAGGGCGAGGUGGAGGACUAUGACAGGUAGGCAGUGUAAUAAUCAUAUCUCCUGUCCAGAUCUUCAGAAAUGUGCAGCCUGUUGCAAGCUGCAAUGCUUUACUAACCAAACUUCCCCGGAGUUUCUGUGCUCUCUCAUCCAGCAGGUUCUCGUGGAUCGUGGCUGCUGCUGUGAU